AAUUCAAAAUUGUCACAUCAACAGCAUAUUCACUGAAAGUAAAUUCCUUCAGGCUGAAUCCCUAUUGCAGCUGGUAAGAUCACUCAUCAUCGCUGGUGCUCAAUCUCAGUGGGGAACUUAUCUCAGGGUGUACCAUGAAAAUGCAACUACACCAAACACUUGAGAAAUCUUUUCUUUUUUCUUUGUAUUUCUCAAACCCUUUUCUCUCUACUAUCUUCAACUAACCAUAAUCCCCAAAACCCCUAAAUUCAAUUUCGAACAAUCCUAAAUUCAUCUCUCUCGUAUCACUUUGCGAUUUGCAGUAGCAAGGAAAGGAAUUAUUAUAGCAUGUUAUAGAUGAGUUUGGUGGAUACAGAAUGCUCAGAGGAAGGUUCAUGUCUUCUUGAGCCUUCUGAUCCUGAUAUUAUUAAAACUGAUCCUACUUCUCAUUACCAUAGGUAUAAGGAAGUAAUCAGCAAAAGAGCUUUCAAGACCGUUUUUAAGGCAUUUGAUGAAGUCAAUGGACUCGAAGUUGUGUGGAUCCAAGUUCGGAUUGAUGAGGUAUUACAAUCACCGGGUAAACUAGUGAGGUUGUAUUCAAAAGUGCAUCUAUUGAGGUCGUUGAAGCACAAUAAAAUCGUAAGGUUCUACAAUUCCCGGAUUGAUGACAAACACAAGAAUGUUAACAAGAUAGUUGUUCACCUCAGGGAGCCUCAAAUAGUGUGUUCACUAUCCUUUGUAUAUGUGUUUAAUUUGAUUUUCUGUUUUAUUGUGAUAUUAGUCCUUUGUUAGUUGGUUUGAUGCAUGAUUUAGGUACUGUAAGAAACACAAGAAGGUCGACAUGAGAGCUGUUAAAGGAUGAGCAAGACAUAUUUUAAUAGAUUUAAUUUAAUCUAUCUUCACAA
This is a messenger RNA of Cicer arietinum (chickpea), 884 nucleotides long. The record is from RefSeq and is a predicted model, not a curated record. Lineage: Eukaryota; Viridiplantae; Streptophyta; Magnoliopsida; Fabales; Fabaceae.